Molecule: messenger RNA, 1084 nt
Organism: Rhodamnia argentea
Lineage: Eukaryota; Viridiplantae; Streptophyta; Magnoliopsida; Myrtales; Myrtaceae
Product: transcription factor bHLH120-like
Exons: 3
Coding region: 82-846 (254 amino acids)
Biological process (GO): regulation of transcription by RNA polymerase II
Cellular component (GO): RNA polymerase II transcription regulator complex
Molecular function (GO): protein dimerization activity; DNA-binding transcription factor activity, RNA polymerase II-specific; RNA polymerase II transcription regulatory region sequence-specific DNA binding
Source: RefSeq, a predicted model, not a curated record
AACAUAUCCGCUGCAUCCCAUUUAUAAAAGAGAGAGAGCAACUCAAGAAAACUAGAGAGAGAGAGAGAAGAGGAUCCAAACAUGAGUUAUUUUACUACCACGAUCCCAUUUGACCAAACUGAUGAGUUCUUCCAACGCUCUUCUUUUGAUUCCCACCAGCAGGAUCACCAAGUUGAUGACUACGAUGAUAUCCUAUACCAACUAUCUUCUCCUCCAGAUGGGAACUUCUUCAUCGGCGAGACGCUCGAAGACCAUGGCCGACAGGGUAAUAAGACGUCCUCCGUGUUCGAUAACCCCAUGGCCGGUGCAAAGCCUAAUGUCAACCCCGGCAAGAACAAGAAAGUCAUACACAGAGAUAUUGAGAGGCAAAGGAGGCAAGAAAUGGCUACCCUCUAUGGAUCUCUAAGGAAACAGCUCCCAAUUGAAUUUCUUAAGGGAAAGAGAUCUAUUUCUGAUCACAUUCAUGAGGCAGUCAACUACAUAAGGCAUAUGCAGGACAAGAUCCAAGCGCUGAGUGACAAGAGAGACGAGCUGAAGGGACUGUCUGAUCCGGGUGUUCCUGGGGAGACACCUGAAUGUUCAGGAACUGCCUGCUCUCAGGAUGACACAGUGAUGGUCCAGCCUUGCAUGGUAGGAGUGGAGAUUCUCAUAAACACAGCCCCGCAACUAGGGCUCCCUCUAUCAAGAGCAUUCAAAGCAUUGUCCGAAGAAGGAGUAAAUGUGAUCAGCUGCAAUUCGACGCAGGUGAACGAAAGAAUUCUUCACUCCAUCAAAGCCGAGGUAACCAAUGGAGGGAAUAGCAAUUUGUCUGAGCUGCGGAAGAAAUUGAUGAAGUUAACAACUUGAUUAUUCUCAGAGGGGAGUAGUUCCGCGAAUCUCAGUGUCGUGAACCAUUCCUCUGGAUGACAUGAAUCUCGAGGAUGUCUUCAUAUCCUGCAGGUCCCUCUUCGAGGCAAUUUAAGCCGGGAAUUGGUAAUGUUGGUGGCGAUGCUUUGUUACAAUAUGCGAAUGUGAUACAUUAAUUUUUGCACAUACUUCGUGUACUCUAUUGAGACUAGUAAUGUUGCUGUGUGGAGUUGGCUUU